AUGUUAAAAAGAUGCUACGUACUACCGAAACUGAACACAUUUGUGUAUAGAUCCCAAAGACAUAUACAAACUAAAGCACCCUUCGAUAUUAAUGAUACCGAUGAUCAAUAUAAAGAACUUAAUACAAUGUAUUCCGAUAUGUUCUCAUCAUAUCCAAAAAACUCUAUUUCUAAUGGUACCCCAACUGAAACAGACUCCUCAUCAGAAUGCGAUGAUUUAAACAAGGAAUUCCAAGAUCUGUUUCAGAUUGAUAAUCCUAACCUAUCUGGGCAAGAAUUGGAGCGUAAUGUUAAAUCUCCAGGUAGGUUCAUCUUGAAAAGUUUGUCAAAUAAUCCUUAUUAUAAUUUGGCAUUAGAAGAUUAUGUGUUUAGAAAUACACCUGUCUCUAAAAAUAUUACUCAGGAUGUCUUCCCUAAUCAUAGAUUGUUAUUCUACAUAAAUAAUAAAUGUGCUGUAAUUGGAAAAAAUCAAACUGUUUGGCAGGAAGUAUACCUUUCAGAAUUACAAAAACAGGGCUACGAACUAUUAAGAAGAUUAUCCGGAGGUGGUGCUGUUAUACAUGAUUUAGGAAACGUUAAUUAUUCCUUUAUUACUUCAAGAAAUGAAUUUCAUUCCAGCUUCUUCAAUGAGUUGAUAUUGAAAUGGUUGUAUUUGUUUGAUAAAACUCUACCCAUCACUCUAAAUAAAAGAAGUGACAUAUUAUUUGAUGGAAAGAAAUGUAGCGGAAGUGCAUUUAAAAUUGCUCAAGGUAAAGCAUAUCAUCAUGGUACAAUGCUCGUUAAUUCCAACCUUGAUAAUUUUCAUGGAUUAUUAAAACCUAAAGAUACACCUGGAGUAAAAUGGGAUAGUCCCAGUGUUGAUAGUGUGAGGUCUAACAUAUCGAAUAUUUCAUUGGAAUCAACUGAUCGUUUUGUUGAUAUUUGUAUUGAUGGGUUUAAAACUGAUUUUAAAGGAUCAAGCCCAAAUGAAAUUCCUGUCUUUUUCUGUAAUGAAGAGGAAACUAUCAAUGAUGAAAUACUCUCCACAAUAGAUACCUUAAAGAGUGAUAAAUGGAAGUAUUUUAGUGGCCCCAAAUUUGAUAUCGAAUUUCUUGAUAAGCAGGUCUUAAUAUCUUGUGAAAAAGGUAUGGUUACAAAAAGCAAUGUGCCUGGUUUAGAAGGGACACAAUUCAAGACAUUAUGGGAAGAUGAAGAAAUGCAUAGAAAUAUAUAUCCAAAUAAGUUUUAA
This is a messenger RNA of Maudiozyma saulgeensis, 1227 nucleotides long. The record is from the annotation of a GenBank genome assembly. NCBI's taxonomy places the organism in Eukaryota, Fungi, Ascomycota, Saccharomycetes, Saccharomycetales, Saccharomycetaceae.